GAAGGAAUAGAAAAAAAGGGGAAGAAUCUCUCCCUUCUCUGAGUUUUUUCCCGAGAAAACGAAAGACAGUAACUCCUCUUUUCCUCGGCGGAAAAUUCUCCCAGAUCAAUUCGCGUCACCUGCGUCUUCCUCCCCCCGGCGAUUCGAAGCUGACAAUUUCGAGGAAAACGGACGGACGAAGGAGGAGCAAAAGGGAAGCGAAAGUCGCGGCUCCAUCGGCGAAGCUCCAGUUCCUCUUCCGAUCGGCUCGCGGGCUCCUAUCCUCGGCCGUGGAGGAAUCGCCAGACAUGAGGGAAUGAUUGCGACCAGCAAAUAGUGCGGUUCUAACCAUUUAUCGAGUUAUUGAGUUUUCGCAGCGUCGUUUUAUGAUUGGAUUUGAAAAAUGAAUGCAAAACCUAAGAGGAGGACCGCUACAGAGAAUGGAGAUGCGGGGGAGGACCUGGUCCUCGCGACUUUGAUUAGUAAUGGUGAGGAUUUGGGUCCCCUUGUGCGGCAUGCCUUUGAAAUGGGACGCCCCGAAUCGCUCCUGCAGCAGCUCAAGCAUGUUAUGAAGAAGAAAGAAGUGGAGAUUGAGGAGCUUUGUAAGACGCAUUAUGAGGAAUUUAUUCAAGCUGUUGAUGAGCUCCGUGGCGUGCUUGUUGAUGCUGAAGAACUCAAAAGCGAGCUCUCCAGUGACAAUUUUAAGCUGCAGGAGGUUGGGAGUGCUCUUUUGAUCAAAGUCGAAGAACUUCUCGAGUCUUAUUCAAUAAAAAAGAACGUUGCAGAAGCUAUAAAGAUGUGUAAGAACUGUGUGCAGGUCUUGGAUCUUUGUGCAAAGUUCAAUGGUCACUUUUCCAAGGGGCAGUUUUAUCCUGCAUUAAAAACUGUCGAUAUUAUUGAGAGGAAUUACUUGCAAAAUAUCCCUGUCAAAGCUCUUAAAAUGGUUGUUGAGAAGAGAAUACCGCUUAUCAAAUUGCAUAUCGAGAAGAGACUAAGCAGCCAGUUCAACGAAUGGCUCGUACAGAUAAGAAGCUCUGCCAGAAAUAUUGGGCAAACGGCGAUAGGACAUGCUGCAUCAGCCCGCCAACGGGAUGAGGAAAUGCUGGAACGUCAAAGAAAGGCUGAAGAACAGAGCUUUUCUGGGAUAGGAGAUUUUGCUUAUUCUCUUGAUGUUGAAGAACUAGACGAGGAAUUUGUGUUAAAGUUUGAUCUUACCCCUCUUUAUCGAGCAUAUCACAUCCAUACUUGUCUGGGAACCCGGGAGCAGUUUUGUGAAUACUACUAUAAGAAUCGACUAUUGCAGCUUAAUUCAGACUUGCAGGUAUCGUCUGCACAGCCAUUCGUCGAAUCUUAUCAAUCAUUUUUUGCUCAAAUUGCGGGUCAUUUUAUUGUAGAGGACCGUGUCCUGAGAACUAGUGGUGGGCUCUUAAUUGCUGAUCAGAUCGAGACAAUGUGGGAGACUGCUGUUGCCAAAAUGACCUCAGUACUGGAUGAUCAAUUCUCACAUAUGGAUUCUGCCACCCAUCUCCUCCUCGUGAAGGAUUAUGUUACUCUGUUUGGGGCAACUCUUAGACAGUACGGUUAUGAAGUCGGGUCUCUUUUUGAGGCUAUGGACAAUAGCCGAGACAAGUACCAUGAGCUUCUUUUGGAAGAGUGCAGACAACAGAUUAUAGGUGUUCUUGGCAAUGACACUUAUGAGCAGAUGGUGAUAAAAAAAGAUGCUGAUUAUGAAAAUAAUGUCCUCUCUUUUCAUCUUCAAACGUCUGAUAUCAUGCCAGCGUUUCCAUAUAUUGCACCAUUUUCGGCAAUGGUACCUGAUGCUUGCCGCGUUGUCAGAUCAUUCAUCAAGGGUUCAGUUGAUUAUUUGUCCUAUGGAGUGCAUGUAAAUUCUUAUGACCUCGUGAAGAAGUACUUGGACAAAUUCUUGAUUGAUGUGUUGAAUGAAGCUUUACUCCAUACAAUUCAGAGCAGCAAUAUAGGUGUAUCUCAAGCCAUGCAAAUUGCUGCAAACAUUGCUUUUCUUGAGAGAGCCUCUGAUUUUUUCGUUCGACAUGCUGCCCAACUUUGUGGGAUCCCAAUCCGAUCGGUUGAAAGGCCUCAAGCUAGUUUGACAGCUAAGGUGGUUCUGAAAACCUCAAGAGAUGCAGCUUAUAUUGCUUUGCUGAAUUUGGUUAACUCCAAGUUGGAUGAGUUUAUGGCACUUACAGAACAUAUUAAUUGGACAACGGAGGAGAUAGCCGAAAAUGGCAAUGAAUACAUAAAUGAGGUGCUUAUUUACCUUGAGACUCUUUUGUCCACAGCACAGCAAAUUUUGCCCUUGGAUGCUUUGUGCAAAGUGGGAAACGGGGCUCUUGAGCACAUCUCUAACUCUAUAGUGUCAGCGUUUCUCAGUGAUAGUGUGAAGAGAUUCAAUGCAAAUGCUGUCAUGGGGAUCAACAAUGACUUGAAGAUGUUGGAGUCAUUUGCAGAUGAGAGAUUUCACAGCACAGGCUUGAGUGAAAUAUACAAGGAUGGUAGCUUUAGAGCGUGCUUGUUGGAAGCGAGGCAAUUGAUAAAUCUUCUACUGAGCAGUCAACCAGAGAAUUUCAUGAAUCCAGUGAUCCGAGAAAAGAAUUACGGUGCACUGGAUUAUAAAAAGGUCGCUACUAUCUGUGAGAAAUUCAAGGAUUCCCCAGAUAGCAUAUUUGGGAGCCUCUCAAACAGAACUACAAAACAAAAUGCUCGAAAAAAAUCCAUGGAUGUGCUGAAGAAGAGACUGAAGGACUUCAACUGAGACUGCCUGAAGCUUUCUUCGUUAGAUUUAGAAAUUCUGAAGCUUUUUAAGUUUUUCUAAAUUUCUCCCUCUAAAAAUGUUUAGGGUGGUAUGGAUUCUUUUAAUUUCCAUGACAAUUUAUUAUGAUAAUCUCUAAUCUUGCAUUUUCAUGUA
Molecule: messenger RNA, 2905 nt
Organism: Syzygium oleosum
Lineage: Eukaryota; Viridiplantae; Streptophyta; Magnoliopsida; Myrtales; Myrtaceae
Product: exocyst complex component SEC15A
Exons: 3
Coding region: 383-2752 (789 amino acids)
Biological process (GO): exocytosis; intracellular protein transport; Golgi to plasma membrane transport
Cellular component (GO): exocyst; membrane
Source: RefSeq, a predicted model, not a curated record